AAUAAGAAUCAUUGUUUAUUGUUUUGAAUUAGAAAGAAAAAUUGAAUUUAAAUUUCAAAUUGUCUUGAAUUCAAAUGUAAUUAAUUGAGAUGAAUGAAGAUGUUGAUAAAAUUGUUAAUGACUUAAAAGCUCGUGGUGUUUUCGACGAGUUCCGUAAAGAAUGUCUUUCAUCAGUUGAUACAAGGCCUGCUUUUGCUGGCCUUAGACAUAAGAUCGACAUCACUUGCGAAUCAUUUCUUAAAGAUCAAAUCUGGAAUCCAAAUGCGAACAAGAAUCAACUUCGUGAUGGGUUGAGACAAAAACUUAACUCAGAAGGUCUUGGAAAUACCAUUGGUCACCUUGUGGAUCAAGUUGUGGAGCUUAAAGCAUCAACCUAUAUGUUAAGUAGGAUAGAUAAACAUGUUCAAGAUUAUCUUGGAAUUAAAAUUGAAGAGCCAUUGCUAAGGGUUGAAGAUAAUAUCUUGGUUUGGCCUGAGAGCGAGAAAAUUGAAGUCAAGAAGGAGGAAAAUGACGGAAAUGAGAAAUGGAGUAAAGAAAAUUGGAAUGAGGUCAACAACACCACUACCACAGAGAAUAAACCUAAUCCUUCACUUUCUCCCUCGACUGUUUCAUCCCAUUCGCUGUCACCUCCAACACCGGAACCAAUAACCGAUGGUGGAAGUGAAGAUUCAUUUCCUCCUGCUCCAAGUCCAACUUCAUUAAUCUCUGGUGAAAAUAGUAAAUCAUCACAACACUAUUUUGAUGAAUCAACCUCAAAAUCUCCCGAAAACAAGACCAAGAACGAUAUUUGGAAUCAAUUAAGCAAAGAGGGUAAACAAAGUGCUGAUGAACCUAAACCAGAACCUUUAGAUUGGGGUACAACUACAUCGCCUCCUCCUGAACGUCCAUUUGCUCACCUUGGAUCAUUUUCAGCUGAUCUUACAAAACCAACAGGUACCAAUGAAGCUUUACCACCAACUAUUAAAUCUGAACCUAAAUCUCCUGAACUACUACCAUCUUCAUCAUCAUCUGUGCCACUUUUAUCUAACAAAUCAAAAGAAGAAUCAAGAGAAGACAAUUCUGAGAUUGAAGAAUCUAAAGGAAAAUCUGAUCCGAUUGUUUCUGAUAUGUUAUCCGAUGUUAGUUCAGCGCAUACAAGUGAUUUAUCAGAUUUCGAUGAUGCAAUGAGUAUUUCUAGUGUUGAAGAGGCUGAAGAUAUGAAACAAGAGAUGAAUGAUGUUGAAGGAAAGGUAGUACAAAGUGAGGUUAAAAUCGAUACUGAAAUUAAGAUUAAACGAGAAAAUAUAUCAGCUUCUCAGGUUAAUGAAGAAAUUGAAACAAUUAAAGUUGAAGACUCUGGUACAAUUAUUAAAGAUCAGAAGCUAAAUGAAGAUGAAACCACAGAACAUGUUAAACAUCAAAUGGAAGAUCAAGUCGUAAAUAAGGUGGCCGAUAAGGUGAUAGAUGAGAAUAAAAAUCGGACACGAAUCGAAACAAAGAAACGCAAAGAACCAGAAAAAGAACCAGAUCCUUGGGGCGAUGAAAUGGUUCAAGUCAAACCAAAAUUUGAGAUAAUCAAGUCAACACCCGAAGCUCCCGUUUUCGAUAUAAGAGCAAGAGGCAAAGAAGCGAUUUGUUUGACUCCCGUGAAGGUGCUCGAAACACCAUCAACAACGAAAACACCAAUAUCAACAAAAGAAUUGAAAUCAACUACAAUCAAAAGCGAGAAAAUAUCGGAUUCCAAUGGAGAUGAAUUUGUGAUUCCUAAGAUAAAAAGAGAACCCAAAUCGAGGGAUCAAUCACCACCUUCAGCAUCCACAAGAACCGAUCCACUUCCACCCCCACCAUCAACAUCAUCGUCAUUAAUUACACCGAAUUCAUUCUCAUCUCGAACCAAUGAAGAAUCAAGAUCAAAACGUAACAGCAGAGAUUCAAUUAAAAAGAAAAGUGAUUUAUCGAGCUCUCAAAGGUAUGAUGAAGCUGAUCUUUACAAACCACGACCUUCAAUUCCAGGAUCUCGGAGACAUCGAUCAUCUAAAUAACUUUUUAUAUUGAUGUAAAAUGUUAAUCUGUUAUGAGAAAACAAAAUUGAUUAGUAAUUGAAAAAAUAAUCCACAAACA
Molecule: messenger RNA, 2100 nt
Organism: Panonychus citri (citrus red mite)
Lineage: Eukaryota; Metazoa; Arthropoda; Arachnida; Trombidiformes; Tetranychidae
Product: biorientation of chromosomes in cell division protein 1-like 1
Exons: 4
Coding region: 90-2021 (643 amino acids)
Source: RefSeq, a predicted model, not a curated record